AACCCGUCUCUCAACCACGGCAGAUGGGGCAAUGCAUCCGCCAGCCUCCCGACAAUAUUCACCGGGUAGUGAUAACCCUCCGCCGUUACCGCCACCCAGAGGAUCUCAUAAUCCACCGCCGACACCGCCGAGGGGGACCACUCCGCCACCUCCUCUUCCGCCACACUCCGCCAAUAAUAUGAACGGUGUACUGCCCCCUCUGUACCGGCGUAUGUCCCCUGUACCAGGUCCAGGUCCAGGUCGACCGUUGUCCGGUGCCAGGGGAACCAGCCCCGUAGCCAGGCAAACCCCUCUUCUUAUACCCAACAACCUAGAGGUUCAUCAACAGGUAGAAAAUUAG
This is a messenger RNA of Eurytemora carolleeae, 340 nucleotides long. RefSeq names its product cleavage and polyadenylation specificity factor subunit 6. The record is from RefSeq and is a predicted model, not a curated record. The coding region runs from base 32 to 340 and encodes 102 amino acids. Lineage: Eukaryota; Metazoa; Arthropoda; Copepoda; Calanoida; Temoridae. The transcript has 2 exons.